Messenger RNA from Eublepharis macularius, 1655 nucleotides. RefSeq lists its product as uncharacterized. Gene Ontology annotation, cellular component: nuclear body. Lineage: Eukaryota; Metazoa; Chordata; Lepidosauria; Squamata; Eublepharidae. The coding region runs from base 32 to 1411 and encodes 459 amino acids. The record is from RefSeq and is a predicted model, not a curated record. Gene Ontology annotation, biological process: positive regulation of DNA-templated transcription. The transcript has 3 exons.
GGGAACUUGCAAAAAAAGAAGAAAGAAAAUAAUGGCUGGUAGUGAUGAGCUCUUAAAGAAUCUGCAGAGUAACUUGCAAGAACUAGACAAUCUCCGGUCUGCAUAUUUGACAUCCACAAAACGUCCUUUGGCAUCCAUAGGAACAAGUACCAAGACACUGUUCCGUGACCAGCACCAGCUGGCAAGAGAGAAUAUGAACAUCCAGCCAUUUGCUCCUCGAAAGAGCAUCCGCCACCGUAACCCUUACUGGCCUGAUGAAGAAAUACGAACCUUUAUUGAAAUCUGGGGUGAUGACCAAGUCCAAGCCUCAUUGGCCACCAACUUCCGCAACGAGGCCCAAUACGAGUGGAUCUCUGACCGGAUGCGGGAAUACGGCUAUGACCGAGAUAUGAAGCAGUGCCGCCUGCGUGCCAAGGAGCUACGACGAGGAUACAAGGCCAUUGUCUGUGGCAAUAAUUCCUCUGUGAGUGGUCAACGUGCCCUGCCAUUCUUUGAUUCCUUGAACAGCUUUCUGUGCAUGCACAAGGGCCUUGUGGUUUCCAAAGUUUCCCUCUCUAUAGAUCGGCGGAAUCGAGAGGCACAAAAACUGGGGCUGGAGCAGGAGAAGAAUGAAAAACUCAGUGUCGUUCUUGUUUCUGAUGAUGAUGAGGCAUCCAUUCCAGAGCCUACCGAUGACUCCAAUGGCUACUUCCAGGACACUCGGGUGGAUUCUGAUCCUGUGAAUGCACAGUCUCCAGGCGAUGAGUGGGAACAGCCUGUAGAAGAUGGUAUUCUGGCAGGUGAUGAGGUUUCACCCAACUUUCCCAAUGCCAGAGAAGAAGGCCAUUCUGCAAAUUCAGGCCCAUCAAGCUCCUUCCCCAGGGCAUCCCUCGUUGAUGCCGACAGAGCAAGCAACCACUGGAAUCGGAAGCAGAGGAAACAGGCAGAUACUGCUUCGGACCUUGUGGAUGCCAUUUCACAAGUGGGUGACAGGCUAGUGAGCGCUCUGUCCGAUUUGCACUCAAAAUACAGGGAGGCCUCUGAACUUGCCCAAAGCAGGGAAAACAGUGUGCGCAAGGAGGAAUUUGCCAUCCUUGCGGGCCACGUGGACCAAGCCGCAAAGAACAUGGACAAACUCAUUACCCUUAUGGAGACCUCCACCAGACGGAUUGCAGAUGCCAUGGACCGACAGACUGCUGCCUUGGAGAACAUGGCCCGCUUGUUCACCGCCAGGGUGCAGGCUCCUUCAGUGCUCCUAGGGUCCCAAGGGCAGCCUGUGCUGUCGUCCCCAAACCUCCCUGUACCACUCUCGUCGCCAGCAGCAGGGUUGCCCAACACCCUGAACACUUUGAGAGCACCAAAACCACCAGCUCCAUCCGAGGCAGAAGAAUGUCCGCCAGAGGCAAAGAAAAUAAAAACAGAAGACGACUAGAAUAUUGUGAUUGUACUGCAGUCCUUCUGACCUGCUUGUUUGCUUUCAUUGGAUGAAUGUUCAUCCUUUUUUAAAAUUUCCUUUCAUGGGGGAAGUCAGGAAGGUAGAGGGUUGAAUACAGCUUUACUGGAUUUUUUUGUCAUUUUAGAUUUGUAGUCAGACUUUUAAGUUGUUGGGUAGGUUUGUAUAAGGGAGGGAGAUUCCCCCCCUCCCCAGGACAAUACAAACAUCUAGUUCACUUUCA